Lepisosteus oculatus (spotted gar) is the source of this 1546-nucleotide messenger RNA. Its product is annotated as trace amine-associated receptor 1-like. Gene Ontology annotation, molecular function: trace-amine receptor activity; neurotransmitter receptor activity; G protein-coupled serotonin receptor activity. Gene Ontology annotation, cellular component: plasma membrane; dendrite. The record is from RefSeq and is a predicted model, not a curated record. Lineage: Eukaryota; Metazoa; Chordata; Actinopteri; Semionotiformes; Lepisosteidae. Gene Ontology annotation, biological process: chemical synaptic transmission; G protein-coupled receptor signaling pathway, coupled to cyclic nucleotide second messenger.
AUGUCACAGGCAGCAGAGGUUGAAUUUGUGAAAAGUGCUUAAUAAUUACAUUCAAAUUGAGUUUUUGUCACAUUGCUAAAGCUGGAUGUCGUCUGCCGGUGACUCUCCAAAUUUCUUCAGUCAGGUCUAACAGCUUGCAAAGACUCUAUCAUGCUUGGAAGAAUGAGCCUCCCAUCUGGAAUGAGCUACAAUAUCAGUGAGCUUUCAAACACGCCCUUGUGUUAUGAGUCAUUAAGUGGAUCCUGUGCAAGACUAAAAAGACCGUUCAGUAUUCGAUUUACUAUGUACAUGUUCAUGGUGGUCACCAUAUUGAUCACAGUUUGUGGGAAUCUCCUUGUCAUCACGUCUAUAGCCCAUUUUAAACAACUGCACACCUCUACAAAUUAUCUCAUUCUCUCUUUGGCAGUAUGUGACUUCCUACUAGGGUUAUUUGUAAUGCCCUGCAGCACAAUAAGAUCUGUUGAUGGCUGUUGGUAUCUGGGAGACUUCCUUUGCAAAAUACACACCAGCACUGACAUAAUGCUCAGCACAUCAUCCAUUUUCCACCUGUCCUUCAUCUCCAUUGACCGCUAUUUUGCAGUUUGUAAGCCGCUGAAGUACGAAACCUCAAUUACACCAUUUACCAUCCUUACAAUGAUCAUUUGUAGUUGGAUUCUACCUGGUAUUUUUGCUUACGGGAUGAUUUUUUUAGACCUUAAUAUAAUAGGCGCCGGGGAUUCUCCUCAUAGAAAUUGUAUUGGAGGCUGCACUUUGAUUUUCAAUAAACUUUCUGGAACAUUUGCCUCUAUGAUCUCAUUUUUUAUUCCUGGCUUUGUCAUGUUGGGAAUUUACCUGAAGAUUUACCUGGUAGCCAGAAGUCAAGCAAGAUCUAUAAAAGAUAUGACACAGCAUUUUCAAAUUGCAGAAGAACAUAAAUCUGGAGUACAGCGUCAACGAGAAAAAAAAGCUGCAAAAACACUAGGGAUAGUAAUGGGAGUCUUCCUUAUCUGCUGGACGCCAUUUUUUGUCUGUAACACCAUGGAUCCCUUCAUUGACUACUCAGUCCCACCACUGCUGGUGGAUGCUCUUGUUUGGUUUGGUUACUUAAAUUCUGCUUUUAAUCCAAUAGUUUAUGCAUUUUUCUACAGCUGGUUCAGAAGAGCACUGAGGAUUAUAGUGUUUGGUAAAGUCUUUCACCCGCAAUCUUGUCGGACCAAGUUAUUUUCAGAAUAAGUGCUUUUACAAAAAUGUCCCAUGAUGAAUUAAUAAAAUUGCAGUUGAAAGAAUGUGUUAUUCUUAUGCUUUAAACUACAAAACAACAGGGCAUGCAUUUUGUUUUUCACACAAGUCAAAUUAGCCUGCCUUGAUAGUGUAGGGUGGAUUAGUGCCGAGGGCUCUGGACUGGAGUGUUGUGGUUUCAGGCUCAGGUGGGAUGCUGCUGUUGUACCCCUGAGUACUUCACUAGAAUUGUUCCGCAGCAUUUCCUGCUGUAUAAUUGGGUCUCCAGUUCAUUAUUGUAAGUGAGAAUUCACUCUCAGUUGACUUUCAUAAUGAAAUGAAGGAAUAA